Messenger RNA from Penicillium macrosclerotiorum, 969 nucleotides. Its product is annotated as SDR family oxidoreductase. The transcript has a single exon. Lineage: Eukaryota; Fungi; Ascomycota; Eurotiomycetes; Eurotiales; Aspergillaceae. The coding region runs from base 1 to 969 and encodes 322 amino acids. The record is from RefSeq and is a predicted model, not a curated record.
AUGUCGAUUCUCAUUACUGGUGCUGGUGGCUACGUAGGCCAGGAACUUGCUGCUGGUCUUCUUGCAAAGACCCCGGCUUCAAUAACCGUUACGAUCACUGAUGUCGUGGAGCCUAGAGUUCCAGAUUCAGCGAAGCAACAUGCCGGCCGUCUGACUUGCAUUCGGGCGGACCUAACCUCAACUAACGAGGUCGACGAAUUGAUCAGCGCUGACCGCCCCUAUGAGACCGUGUAUAUCCUCCAUGGCAUCAUGUCGAGUGGCUCGGAGGCCAAUUUCGAGCUAGGAAUCCGGGUGAACCUCGACGCGACACGAUAUAUCCUGGACCGGCUUCGUACAACCAUGCCUGGGGUCAAGGUGGUCUUCACUUCAUCUCUGGCAGUCUAUGGCCCUGCACCGCCAGGCUUUGUGAUUGACGAAACCAACUUUCCCCCGAUGCCAUCCUCCUCUUACGGGUCCCAAAAGCUCAUAAUUGAGACUCUGUUGAACGACUACUCCCGACGAGGGUUCUUGGACGGGCGCUGUGUACGGUUGCCGACGGUGACCGUGCGAGCCGGGAAACCCACCCAGGCUGCUAGCAGCUUCGCGAGCGAUAUCAUUCGGGAGCCAUUCCAUGGCAACACGGCGAUUUUGCCUGUAGGAAAACAGACUGAGAUGUGGAUCUGUUCACCACACACCAUUAUUAAGAACCUGAUUCAUGCCCGUGACGUCCCCAAAGAGGCUUUCGGGGAAUCCCGAUCCGUCAACUUGCCAGGAUUGAAAGUCAGUGUGCAAGAAAUGUUGGAUGCAUUGGAAGAGAUUGGGGGCAAGGACCGGCGGGCGCUGGUGGAGGAGAAAUAUGAUGCUGCCACGGAUAAGAUCGUGCAAUCGUGGACGCCUCAAUUUUCCACUGAUCGUGCCUUCGAGUUGGGAUUCUCGGCGGAUAUUUCCAUGGUGGAAAAUAUCAGGCAAUUUGCGAGCCGAUUCGUAUGA